Molecule: messenger RNA, 756 nt
Organism: Ilyonectria robusta
Lineage: Eukaryota; Fungi; Ascomycota; Sordariomycetes; Hypocreales; Nectriaceae
Exons: 2
Coding region: 40-717 (225 amino acids)
Source: RefSeq, a predicted model, not a curated record
CAAUCAUCCAGCCGCGAGAAGCGACACUGACGAGCCACCAUGAAUGGCUUUGACUUCGAUAAAGCAUGCGGGAGUCCACUCCGCAUUAAGUUUCGUUUGGGAUAUAGCACAGUAUCCGCCAUUGGCCAAGCAAACGACAGCAAGCACUUGAAUGUCCUGCGCCUAUCCAUUCUCCGCAGCCCUUUCGAACGCAAACUCCUAGCCCUGAUCCCAUGGCUUCCUCGUUUCCUCCAAACACUUAUAGCGACAAAUUUCCCGGGCCUCUUCCUCCCCAGCCGCGUGGUGCUCAAGAAGAUGAAGCCGGGCUGGCUUGAGGAGUUCGAUAACGAGAAGACGAUGUAUGAAAAACUCCAAAGUCUCCAGGGCUACGUGAUACCCAAGUUCUACGGCGAGGCGAAAUUUGAGGGAACACGCGCUCUCAUCGUGUCCGAAGUAGUUGGUAUUAUGCCAUGGGAGCAAAAGUUACCGCCCCUUCAGGGUGACGAAUUCAAGGAGCUUGUUGAGGUUGCAUUCCGGGCGCUUAAUGUGUUUGGCCUGGUUUAUGACGAUAUAAAAUUAGAUAAUAUAAUUCUCGUUCAAGAUGGGGUUGUACUAGUCGACUUGGAGUCAGUCUACGAGCCUCCGCUAGAGGACAGAGAGUAUUUCUUUGAUUCUGAUCGGACUCAGCUUAUGGUUGUAUAUAAGAGAUAUCUGGAUAAUUGUUAUAAUGAUUUUUAAUAUACCGCUUCAUGUAGAUAUUUGGGACGGAAAGGCCCA